GAAACUUUAAAAGUUCUUGAAAUUUUCAGAAUUGACUGACCUUCAUGUCUUAAAGUAAUGAUGGACUGUUGUCUCUCUUUGCUUAUUUGAGCUGUUCUUGCCAUAAUAUGGACUUUGUGUUUUACCAAAUAGGGCUAUUUUGUCACAACACAACUGAUUGCCUCAAAUGCAUUUAUGAAGGAAAGAAAUUCCACAAAUGAACUUUUAACAAGGCACACCUGUUAAAGCAGGUGACUACCUCAUGAAGCUGGUUCAGAGAAUGCCUCGAUGACAGCUUGACACUCUUGGCAAAGGGUGGCUACUUUGAAGAAUCUGAAAUAUAAAAUAUAUUUUAAUUUAACACUAUUUUUUUUUUUUUUUUUGGUUACUGCAUGAUUCCAUGUGUUCAUUUUUUUCAUGUUUUCACUAUUCUACAAUGUAAAAAAUAAAGGAAAACCCUUGAAUGAGUAGGUGAGUCCAUACUUUUGACAGGUACUGUAUAUACACAAGUAAGCUGCCCCAGGUCAACCGUUUAGGAGCAACAAUGGCUCAGCCACGAAGUGGUAGGCCACACAAGCUCACAGAACGGGACCGCCGAGUGCUGAAGCGUGUAGCGAUGAAAAAUUCCCUGUCCUUGGGUGCAACACUCAUUACCGAGUUCCAAACUGCCUCUGGAAGCAAUUCAUUACAGUCAUUACAAUAACUGUUAGUAGGGAGCUUCAUGAAAUGGGUUUCCCCAUUGCCAAGCAGCUGUACACAAGCCUAAGAUCAUGCGCAAUGCCAAGCGUCGGCUGGAGUGGUGUAAAGCUCACCGCCAUUGGACUCUGGAGCAGUGGAACCACCUUCUCUGGAGUGAUGAAUCACACUUCACCAUCUGGCAAUCCGACUGACAAAUGUUGUUUUUCAGAUGCCAGGAGAGUGCUACCUGUCUCAAUGCAUAAUGCCAACUGUAAAGUUUGGUGGAGGAGGGAUAAUGGUCUGGGCUGUUUUUCAUGGUUUGGGCUAGGCCCCUUAGUUCCAGUGAAGGGAAAUCUUAUCGCUACAGCAUACAAUGAUAUUCUAGAUCAGUGGUCACCAAACUACGGCCCGUCAGCACAUUUGGCCCGGCCCUCUGAACAAUACCAGAGACGCUAUCGAAUUUUUUUCCUAUUUGGCCUCCAGAAAAAAAAUCCUAGGCCCGGCCCUGUCAAAGAGAGAACGGAAUAAUGGCGAAAAGGUUAGGUAAGAGAAAAAUUGAUUCAGAAUGCAGGGUAUUUAACCUGCAGUGGACAAACAAUUUUUUUUUUGUUCAAUGCAAAGAAAAGGCUGUUUGUCUCAUCUGUCAAGAGACGGUGGCGGUAUUCAAAGAAUACUAUCUUCGCCGACACUAUGAAUCCCGUCACAAAGACAAGUACGAUAGCUUGCAAGGCCAAAUACGAGCAGACAAACUCUCAAAGCUAAAAAGUGGACUACUAUGUCAGCAGAAUACAUUUGUACGCCAAGCUCAGCUGAACCAGGCAUCCGUUCGGGCCAGCUUUCGGGUUGCUAAACUGAUAGCAAGAAGCGGUAAGCCUUUCACUGAUGGAGAGUUUGUUAAGAAAUGUAUGGAUGCUGUCGCGGAGGAGGUGUGUCCCGAGAAGAAAGAUGCAUUUAAUGCCGUAAGUCUGUCGGCGAGUACAAUCACCAGACGAGUUGAAGAAAUUGGGAGUAAUGUAUAUGCCCAGCUGCAGCAGAAGACGAAAGAAUUUGACUUUUUUUCAUUAGCACUGGAUGAGAGCACAGACGUGCAAGACACAGCGCAACUGCUCAUUUUUAUUCGUGGAGUUAGCGCAAACUUUGACAUAUGCGAGGAGCUGGCAGCCCUCCAAAGUCUCAAAGGGACUACAACGGGAGAGGAUAUUUUUGACAAAGUGUGCCAAACCAUGGAGAAGUUGGACCUGGACUGGUCAAAGCUAGCUAGCAUCACGACUGACGGGGCUCCUAGCAUGGUGGGCGAAACUUGCGGUCUAAUAGGACGCAUGAACCGGGAGUUGGAAAAAAGGGGUCUCACCGCCCCGCUACGAGUCCACUGCCUAAUUCACCAGCAAGCACUGUGCUGCAAAGUGUUGAAGUGGGAUUCUGUAAUGAAGGUUGUGGUGUCGUGCAUAAACUUCAUCAGAGCAAAGGGACUUAAACACAGGCAGUUCCAAGAAUUCCUGUCUGAACUGGAGUCUACGCACGGAGAUGUGCUGUACUACACAGAGGUCCGAUGGCUGAGCCGGGGCAGAGUUUUGAGGCGUUUUUACGAGCUGCUACCCGAAAUUAACGCAUUUCUUAAUUUAAAAGACAAAACGGUCCCAGAGCUGAUCGACCCAGAAUGGAAAUGGCACCUCGCAUUUUUAACAGACGUGACAGAAAUACUUAACAGCCUUAACUUGCAGCUACAAGGCGAGGGGAAACUCAUUUGCGACAUGUAUUCACACAUAAAAGCAUUUGAGGUGAAAUUAGCGCUGCUUUUGGAACAAGUGAAAAAGCGCAACUUCGUCCAUCUUCCUGCUACCCAAAACCUGUCCCCCAGCGGUCCCGUUCCCAGCUGAAAAGUGCGUGGAAGCACUGGAAAUGCUGAAGGCGGAGUUCGGUGUGCGAUUCAGUGAACUACAUGUUCAUGCAAAAGAAAUCCGUCUUUUUCAGAACCCCUUUGUUGCCGACAUUGAUGAAGCCCAGCCUUCAUAUCAGUUUGAGUUGGCUGAGUUACAGAACUGUGAUGUUCUGAAAGACUCAUUCAAGCCCAACAGUCUCAUUGACUUCUAUGCCGCCCUCCCAAACGACACAUAUCCAAACAAAAUGUCCACAGUUUUUGGCAGCACCUAUAUCUGCGAGUUUUCUCGCAUGAAACUGCUGAAAACCCCGAUGAGAUCAAGAUUGACAGAUGAACAUUUGCAUCAGUGCUUGAGACUGGCUGUAACUAGAAUGGAACCUGAUAUUCAACUUCUCACCAGCCAGAUGCAGGCCCACAGUUCACACUGAUGAACAUACAUAGGGAAGUUGAUGAGAGAGAGCUGCAAACAGCGGUGUCUACAAGCCUACUGGAACCUACAAAAGGAUUAUAAGGAAGGAACACAAGAACUUUAAGAGACUGCUCAUAUGUGUCAGAGAGAUUCUGCUCUGACAACUGAGCUGAACUUUUAUCUGUUAAGAUUGUGCAUGGCACGACAGAAAGUUAAUGUUCCAUGGCUUUUUUUUCUAUGAAGAACCCAGAGAGAGUUAUUUAGUUAUUAUUUAUUUCCUGUUUUUUCUGUGAAGAACUCAGAGAGGGUUAUUUAGUUAUUAUUUAUUUCAUUAAUAGUGUUAUUUGUUUCCUGACUUUUUUUCUGUAAAGAACCUGGAAAGGGUUAUUUGGUUAUGUGUGGCUUUCUGGAAAACAAUAAAUUUUUUAAGCUCCCC
Oncorhynchus nerka (sockeye salmon) is the source of this 3381-nucleotide messenger RNA. RefSeq names its product general transcription factor II-I repeat domain-containing protein 2-like. The transcript is spliced from 2 exons. NCBI's taxonomy places the organism in Eukaryota, Metazoa, Chordata, Actinopteri, Salmoniformes, Salmonidae. Bases 1185 to 2534 code for a protein of 449 amino acids. The record is from RefSeq and is a predicted model, not a curated record.